AUGUCAUCAACAUCGACACCACCUCAACCUCGGCCUCUGCUCGCCUCCUCCGUCCCCCGCGUGGGCAUCGCCGUCUUCAUUCUCCAUCCAACCUCAACGCCGGCACCAUCUCCCUCCCACCUGUAUUCCCAGCAUGCACGACCCUACAAAUUCCUUCUCGGAAAACGCCUCGGUUCCCACGGUGCAGAAACCUGGGCCUUGCCCGGUGGCCACCUGGAAUUUGGCGAGAAUUUCUCCGAAUGCGCAGCGCGAGAGACAUUGGAAGAGACGGGGCUGAUCCUCGAUGAUGAGAGUAUAAGCUUCCUUACGGCUACGAAUGAUCUGAUGCCCCUUGAACCCACCACGAGCACAAACAAAUCUGCAACACCACAAGGCCAAGGUCAAGCUCCGUCGGGAACGGUAAGGGGGAAGCAUUAUAUUACGAUCUUCAUGACCGCGCGUGUAAAGGCAGGGACAUGGACUGUGAUGGAAAAGGGACAGCAGCAAUACGACGGUAACGGGUCUCCCAACAUGCCAGAAGCGAAGCUCUUGGAGCCGAAUAAGUGCGCAGGAUGGGAGUGGGUGAGUUGGGAGGAUCUGGUGAGGUGGGCGAGACCGCAGUUGCAGUUCGAGAACGAUAGGAACUCAAAAGCCUUCACCAAUGAUGCUGAAGGAGGAGAAGGUGAGAUUCGGCCAUUAUUCUCACCCAUGCUGGAUCUGUUGACUCAGAGACCGGGAGUAGUUCCUCGGCUCUAG
Molecule: messenger RNA, 735 nt
Organism: Rhinocladiella mackenziei CBS 650.93
Lineage: Eukaryota; Fungi; Ascomycota; Eurotiomycetes; Chaetothyriales; Herpotrichiellaceae
Exons: 1
Coding region: 1-735 (244 amino acids)
Biological process (GO): dGTP catabolic process
Cellular component (GO): cytosol
Molecular function (GO): 8-oxo-7,8-dihydrodeoxyguanosine triphosphate pyrophosphatase activity
Source: RefSeq, a predicted model, not a curated record